GUGUGUGAGAUGCUUAAACGUCGCAGGGGAGUUGAUUCUUUGCUUGCCAAUGGUUGACUUGGGUAUAACUUUCUGCGCUCCUCGGGGAUUCCACAGCCCUUGUCUUCCAUCAUGUCCUCUUCAGAUCACCCUUUUAAUGCUUCGACUUUAUGUGCAGUGAUCACAUGAGUCCACUUUGUUGCCUCCUUGUUGUCCUCAGAUACCCACUCUCAGUUCCACCUCCAGAGAGAGAAUGGCAGCCGCUUUUAGAGGAAGCGCUGAGCCUUCUUGGAAGCAGAGGAGUGAGUGGAAGACGAGCCCAGAGAGGAGAAUGGUGUGGGGUGAGGCGAGGGCGAGAGCCACCACCGGGAGAAGAGCUGCGGUGGUUUACUACCUCUCGAGGAAUGGGCACUUGGAGCACCCCCACUUCAUGGAAGUCCCCGUCUCCUCCUCGGAAGGGCUCUUCCUCAGAGACGUCGUCGACCGUCUCCGUGUUCUCAGAGGCCCAGCCAUGGCUGGGUUGUACUCCUGGUCUUCCAAAAGGAGCUACAAGAAUGGGUAUGUGUGGCAUGAUCUCUCGGAAGGCGACUUCAUCCACCCUGUGCAUGGCAACGAGUAUGUGCUCAAAGGAACGGAGCUUCUCCACCUCCGCAUCCCUUCCUCCUCCUCCUCUGGUUCCCAGGAAAGCUCCGCUUCCUCCACCAGCUCCGAGAAGCCUUCGGAGACCUCCAAAUGCGCGCAAAAUGAUGCCGCCGUCUCUUCCGUGACGAAGCAGGCGGUUCGGAGCUCCAUCGAUGUGAGCGAGUAUAAGGUCUACAAGAACCACCUGAAGGCCGAACCCACCGUUAAGUCCGCCGACGCAUCUACCCAGACCGAGGAGCACAGGCGGCAUCGGUGGCGAGUUCCCAUCGGCGAAGAGAAGCGAGAGGAGAAGCUCAAAACCGUGGUGACGGAGAACCCUGCCGCCGAGCUCAGCAGAGAUGAGAUCUCGCCGCCGCCUUCCUCAUCCAGCCCGGAGACACUGGAAUCGUUGAUCAAGGCCGACUGCCGCCGGACCGCCGCGGUCGGGCCGGACGACAAGGACCGGAUGGACGGCGGCUGCUUGAGCGGCAGAGUGAGGGCCUCCGCGGUGCUGAUGCAUCUGAUCUCGUGCGGUUUCAUCUCGGUGAAGACGAACGGGUUGUCGCUGAUGCCGCAGGACAUGGGAAGACUCGGUCGAGCCGCGUCGAUGGGGCGCAUUCCGAGCUCCCGAGCCAUUAAACUGGAGGACAAGGAGUACUUCAGCGGGAGCUUGGUGGAGACCGACAAGAUGGUGGGCGAUGGCGAAGGCGGAGAGCUUCCGAGCUUGAAGAGGUCAUCAUCAGACAAUGCUGAUAGGUAUGCGUUAAACAGGAAGCUAAAACUUGAUACGGAUUCUUUCAUGGAUCUCAAUCAGUGCGAUAAAGGAAAUCUGAAUAGUAUUUUGAGUUGGUGGAUGCAGAAUCGGCUGUUGAUAUUGUUUACUUCGUGGUGUGUCACAAACAGGGGAUCGAAGAUGGAUUUGGGCAAGCAGGUCGAAGAAGACGCACGUACGAGAUGCGUGCCACGAAAGCCAAAGACGAGGAAAGAACGGAAACCUUAGAAGUAGAGAGAGAGAGAGGGAGAGAGAGAGAGAGAGAGCCAUGUAACUAAGUGAGGCGUGUAAAGGAAGAGUAGCACGCAAGCUUUCCCCAUUAACUCGAGUGAUGGUGUUCAUGUUCAUGCUUGUGCUUAUGAUCUUUCGUGAUUCUUUUCUUAGU
Messenger RNA from Musa acuminata AAA Group (dessert banana), 1757 nucleotides. RefSeq names its product protein SOSEKI 5-like. The record is from RefSeq and is a predicted model, not a curated record. Bases 233 to 1600 code for a protein of 455 amino acids. The transcript has 3 exons. Lineage: Eukaryota; Viridiplantae; Streptophyta; Magnoliopsida; Zingiberales; Musaceae.